Messenger RNA from Arabidopsis lyrata subsp. lyrata, 1406 nucleotides. RefSeq names its product 4'-phosphopantetheinyl transferase. Gene Ontology annotation, cellular component: cytosol. Gene Ontology annotation, molecular function: magnesium ion binding; holo-[acyl-carrier-protein] synthase activity. The record is from RefSeq and is a predicted model, not a curated record. Lineage: Eukaryota; Viridiplantae; Streptophyta; Magnoliopsida; Brassicales; Brassicaceae.
CUUCUUCUUCUUCUCGUGAGGCAAGAAAUCGCCGGAGAAACUUCCGACCAACGUAUCGGUGUUAUACUUAGAACUGAUGAGAACCAGUGUCAUGUCACAAAUUCAGCGAAGCUUCUCGAUCGAAUUGCCUUCACUGGUUCCUCUGCAACUUCCAUCUCGGAUGGAGACUCAUCUAUGGUAUGUUGUUCCAGAGGAAGUGAAAAGUAAAUCUCUUCUAAAACAAUACUCUCAACUUCUGUCACCAUCUGAGAAUGAUAAAGUUCUUCGUAUGCGAGGCCAUGCUCGCACAUUGGUUCGCACCACCAUUGCAAGAUAUCAGACAAACAAUGUAGUCGAUCCGAGGACCUUGAUGUUCAAGAAGAACAUGUAUAGGAAGCCUGAGGUAGAUUGGCAGAAUUAUAAGAACUGUGAUUACCCACCGUUGCAUUUUAACAUCUCCCACACAGAUUCAUUGAUUGCCUGUGGGGUGACUGUACAUGUUCCUGUUGGUAUCGAUCUUGAAGACAAGGAAAGGAAGAUUAAACAUGAUGUCUUAGCACUUGCAGAAAGAUUUUACUCUACUGAUGAAGUGAAGUUUUUGUCAACUAUACCAAAUCCGGAAGUUCAGCGAAAGGAAUUUAUCAAGUUAUGGACUCUUAAGGAAGCAUAUGUGAAAGCAUUAGGAAAAGGUUUCUCUGCUGCACCUUUUAAUACCUUCACAAUCCAGUCCAAGGCCGGAACAGCAGGAGGCUACAAUCUUUGCAAGGAGAAGACAAAGAAAUGCAAUGGAGAAUGGAAGUUUGGCCUAUUGGAGUUGGCUGAUUCUCAUUAUGCUGCAAUCUGUAUUGAAGAUGAUCAAGCUAGUGGAGGAGCUCCUCUGAGAGUAAUUGUUCGGAAGACCAUCCUGUUUGUAGAAGAUGAACUUAUUUCUGAAAGCAGAUUUCUUUAGUAAUGAAGAAGGAGAGAAAGAAAAUGUGUGCCAGUUUGGAGUGAUACUACUGCAGAUCAUCACAGGCAAAUUAGUUGCUGCAGGAUCUUCAGAGAUGGGAAGUUUGAAAGCUUCAGCUGGAGAACUGUUUAAGAGAUGAACCUUAAUAUUGAGCAGCUUAGCAGAUCCAUCUGUCGAAGGAUCAUAUGCUUACGAGUCUUUGUGAAGAUCAGAGCAAUCGACCGUCGAUAGAAGAUGUUGUGUGUAAUCUGCAGUACACAAUUCAAGUGCAACAAGAAUGGAGAACAAGCAAUGGGAAUCGUCAAUCCUCCAUGAAGGCAAUAUAUGGCUGAAAUGAUCAUAAAGAGACAAAAAAAAGUAUAGAAAUAACAAGUCAAUAGGUAGAUUCAUGGAUUACAUGACAUAUUUUCUAUUAAUUUGGUUAUCUUUUGUAUCAAAUAAAAAGCAAAGGAAGAAGAUCUGCUAGAAUGAUCGAAUU